Messenger RNA from Heterobilharzia americana, 819 nucleotides. The record is from the annotation of a GenBank genome assembly. Lineage: Eukaryota; Metazoa; Platyhelminthes; Trematoda; Strigeidida; Schistosomatidae.
AUGGAACAACCACCUAUUCGUAUAUUGAGGCGACCAUGUCCACUUCCGUCCGAUGUUCAAAAAACACCACAGAGGCCACCUGUAUUCACUAAAACUCUCGAGCAAAGGGAGGCAGAUUAUGCUGCUGCAAGGAGAAGGAUUAUGGGGUCUGCAACACCGGAGCCUAAUGAGGUAGGAGUGAGGGAUUCAGUGGAGUCUAAUUCUAUGAGCAUACCAGAAGAUAUCAACAAUGUAACUUCUGAACAAGACUUAUGCAUUGAAACUACCUCUUCUGCGAUGCGGGAUUCGGAGGUUAGUGUUCACAGUGACUCUACCUCUGAUUUAAAGAUCAAUCACUUGCACACCAGCCAGGAUGAAGCGCAGUUUCCUGCGCCCCAGGAUAACAAACAGCUUCUAGAAGUCGGUGUUAGUCGAAAGCUCCAGCAGCAUCCACAAUGUCUAUCGAAUGGUAUUCGACAGAACAUGUUAACUCAACGCAGUGCAACAGUAUCUGCCAACAGACUGUCUUAUUUUCCUCAACCUCCACUUUUCUCUUUCCAAACUGGAUAUAAUAACGUUGGUCUUCUUCCUACUCCCCCUGGCUUUCAAUGUUCUCUUCAAAACGGAACGAAUGCUGGUUUGCAACAAACGGCUGCGAUCGCACUGAUGCACCAAUUAAAUUUACUACAGCAACAAUAUCAACAAACCCUAACUGGAAUUCAAAAACAAUUAGUAACUCCUGGCACGCAUUCGUCCACCAGUUUCAACCCUUUAAACUUUUCAUCUCUUCCUCACCCGAACAUUAGUCACAAAUAUACUCACCCUCCAACCUUCAAUUGA